Messenger RNA from Strigops habroptila (Kakapo), 1382 nucleotides. It is a transcript of the gene FUT9, whose product is annotated as fucosyltransferase 9. The transcript is spliced from 2 exons. Gene Ontology annotation, cellular component: membrane. Lineage: Eukaryota; Metazoa; Chordata; Aves; Psittaciformes; Psittacidae. The coding region runs from base 69 to 1301 and encodes 410 amino acids. Gene Ontology annotation, molecular function: alpha-(1->3)-fucosyltransferase activity. The record is from RefSeq and is a predicted model, not a curated record.
GCGUGCCCGCGCCCGGGGCUGACUCUCCCUCGCAUCCUCCUCCGGCGGCGACGGCGGCAGCGCCGGGGAUGGGCAGCGAGAGCGCGCCCAGGAGCAGCCCGGGCCCCGCCGCACCCCCCUGCUCCCGCGCCCGCUGCUGCGCCUGCCCCGCCGCCCCCCGCGCCCCAGGGGCAGCGCUGCCACCGCGCUACCCGCAGCCCCCGCCUCGGACGGAACAAAUUAUGACAUCGACAUCUAAAGGAAUUUUCCGGCCAUUUUUUAUUAUCUUCAUUGUCCUUGGUUGUUUCAUGGCAUUGAUACUAAUUUAUAUCAAACCAACAAAUAGCUGGAUCUCUGGUCCCAUAGAAUCAGCCAGUUCAGUUUUGAAAAUGAAGAGCUUUUUUUCUUCCAAAACUGAUAAUCUUAAUGAAACUACUGUUUUGAUCUGGGUUUGGCCAUUUGGUCAAACAUUUGAUCUAACAUCCUGCCAAACAAUGUUCAAUAUCCGUGGGUGCCAUCUGACUAUUGACCGCUCACUAUAUAACAAAUCCCAUGCUGUUCUCAUUCAUCACAGGGAUAUUAGCUGGGAUCUGACUAACUUACCUCAGCAAGCCAGGCCACCAUUCCAGAAGUGGAUCUGGAUGAACUUGGAGUCUCCAACUCACACUCCACAAAAGAGUGGCAUUGAACACCUCUUUAACCUGACCCUGACUUACCGGCGUGAUUCAGAUAUUCAGGUGCCUUAUGGCUUCAUGAUGGUCGGUACAAGUUCCUUUACAUCCGAAGUUCCAAGUAAGGAAAACUUGGUCUGUUGGGUUGUAAGUAACUGGAACCCUGAGCACGCUCGAGUCAAGUAUUACAAUGAGCUUAGCAAAUACAUUGAAAUCCAUACCUACGGACAAGCCUUUGGAGACUAUGUCAAUGAUAAAAACUUGAUUCCAACUAUCUCCACUUGCAAAUUUUACCUUUCCUUUGAAAAUUCAAUCCACAAAGAUUACAUUACUGAGAAACUUUACAAUGCUCUUCUGGCCGGAUCAGUACCAGUUGUACUGGGCCCUUCCAGAGAAAACUAUGAGAAUUACAUUCCAGCAGACUCUUUCAUACAUGUGGAAGAUUUUCUCUCCCCCAGAGAGUUGGCAGAAUACCUUCUGAUGCUUGACAAAAAUAACAAGAUGUAUCUUAGUUAUUUCAACUGGAAGAAGGAUUUCUCAGUGCACCUUCCUAGGUUCUGGGAAUCACACGCAUGUCUUGCUUGUGAUCAUGUGAAAAGACACCAGGAAUACAAGUCCAUUGGAAAUUUAGAAAAAUGGUUUUGGAAUUAAUUUGUGUGUGUAUGUGUGUGCACUUUCUUGAAGAAGCCAGAAGAAACUUCAGCGCAAGUGGAGAAGAGAGGAGAAGAAAAA